AUGGGCUACCCCAUGGCCAGGAACCUGCGGGCGAAGAUAGCCGAAUCCGACACGAUGCUCAUCCACGACGUUAACCCGGCGGUCACCGAGAAGUUCAAGCAAGAGGUCGGCAAGGUCGAGAUAGCAGAGCAUGUGCGCGAGGUCGCGGAGACGGCGACCACCAUCAUCACCGUCCUCCCCGAACCACACCACGUCCAAAACGUCUACCAGCAAAUGCUCCGACCCCACACCCUCCGCUCCGAGACCCCCAACACCCACGAACGCCUCUUCAUCGACUGCUCCACCAUCGACCCAAAGUCCUCCGCCGAAGUCGCCAACGCAACCCACUCCAGCGGCUCCGGCAAAUUCGUCGACGCGCCCAUGUCUGGAGGCGUCGUAGGAGCAUCCGCCGGCACACUCACCUUCAUGAUCGGCUGUCCUCCCGAGGGCGUGGACCGCGUGAAGGAAGUCCUCUCGCUCAUGGGCCGUCGCACCGUACACCUGGGGCCCCAAACAAGCGGCCUGAAAGGGAAGCUGGCGAACAACUACCUCUUGGCAUUAAACAACAUCGCCACCUGCGAAGCAAUGAACAUGGGCAUCAAAUGGGGUCUCGACGGCAAAGUCCUCGCGGACAUGAUCAACAGCGCGACAGGCAAAUGCUGGCCCAGCGAAGCCAACAACCCCGUGCCAGGCGUGGUCGAGGGAGCACCAGCAGGGAAGGACUAUGAAGGCGGUUUCGGCACGAGUCUGAUGCUGAAGGAUUUAGGACUGGCAUUGACGGCUUGCGCGCAGGCGGACAUCGUGCCGCAUUUGGGCCCGCAUGCGAGGGAGAUUUAUGCUGCGUGUGAAGGCGCGGAGGGGACGAAGGGGAGGGAUUUUUCCGUGGUUUAUCGGCAUCUUGGGGGGCGGGAAUGA
Molecule: messenger RNA, 894 nt
Organism: Saxophila tyrrhenica
Lineage: Eukaryota; Fungi; Ascomycota; Dothideomycetes; Mycosphaerellales; Extremaceae
Exons: 3
Coding region: 1-894 (297 amino acids)
Biological process (GO): L-valine catabolic process
Cellular component (GO): mitochondrion
Molecular function (GO): 3-hydroxyisobutyrate dehydrogenase activity; NAD binding; NADP binding
Source: RefSeq, a predicted model, not a curated record